Molecule: messenger RNA, 8054 nt
Organism: Pseudoliparis swirei
Lineage: Eukaryota; Metazoa; Chordata; Actinopteri; Perciformes; Liparidae
Product: receptor-type tyrosine-protein phosphatase F
Exons: 35
Coding region: 499-6231 (1910 amino acids)
Biological process (GO): protein dephosphorylation
Molecular function (GO): protein tyrosine phosphatase activity; protein binding
Source: RefSeq, a predicted model, not a curated record
AAAUAACUUGCAAAAAGAAAGAGAGAAAAAAAGGGCAAGACACAACAUUUCGGUCUCGCCUUCUCUCGCCCACGCGGGCGGCGACACUCAACACUUUGAGCGGAGCUGACGCGAACCCGCGAGCAGCGCCGCCGAGAGAGCCGCCACGAAUAGAAUCCAGUCUGCAGGACCCCGGCCGGCCGACCGGGACAGGACCUCGUGCUCCUCGGGCAGUGGACUCGUAUCUUUACCCUCCUCCCUCCGCUCUUCGUUACCUUUCCCCGGCUGGUUGGCGCUAACUCGCGUGUUUUUUUGCGCCUGUUAAUUACGUGGAGAGGAUUUGUUGCGCGUGUUGCGUUGCUGUUGUUGUGAAGACGGGACUAUAACCGGAGUGGGUUCCGAGCCGGAGAGAAAUGCCAACGGCGGCGACAAAGAGGAGAUUCAGUGUUAGUCUUUGAUCCUGUCAGAGUGGGACGUGUCUAGCAGGGGACUGAGGAGAGAGCAGUGCCAACUUGGACCAUGGGGCCGAACCGUCACCGGGCAGUGCCCCUCCUGCUUCUACUCAGCUGCACAGUGUUCUCCUCGCAGGCAGACACCGUGCCAAGUUUCCUCAAAUCCCCCGAGGACCAGACGGGCAUCUCGGGAGGAGUUGCGUCGUUUGUGUGCCAGGCCACCGGGGAGCCCAAACCCAGAAUCACCUGGAUGAAGAAAGGCAAGAAAGUCAGCUCCCAGCGCUUUGAGGUGAUUGAGUUUGAUGACGGCUCGGGCUCCGUCCUGCGGAUCCAGCCACUGCGCACACACAGAGACGAAGCCAUUUACGAGUGCACCGCCACCAACAACGAUGGCGAGAUCAGCACCAGUGCCAAGCUUACCGUGCUUGAAGAGAACCAGGUGCCCCAUGGCUUCCCCACCAUCGAUAUGGGUCCCCAGCUGAAGGUGGUUGAAAAGACCAGAACGGCCACCAUGCUGUGUGCCGCCAGCGGAAACCCGGACCCAGAGAUAACAUGGUUCAAGGACAUGCUGCCUGUGGACAUCAGCAGCAGCAACGGGCGCAUGAAACAGCUUCGUUCAGGGGCUCUGCAAAUUGAGAACAGCGAGGAGUCGGACCAAGGGAAAUAUGAAUGCAUUGCCAUGAACAGUGCCGGGACCCGCUACUCCUCACCUGCCAAUCUCUACGUACGAGUGCGGCGAGUCCCACCCAGAUUCUCAAUUCCACCCACCAAUCAGGAGGUGAUGCCGGGCGGCAGCGUCAACCUGACGUGCGUGGCGGUGGGCUCGCCGAUGCCCUACGUCAAGUGGACGAUGGGCCAGCUGGAGCUGACGAAGGAGGAAGAGAUGCCUUUGGGACGCAACGUGCUGGAGGUCAUCAACAUCCGCGAGUCGGCCAACUACACCUGUGUGGCCAUCUCCUCUCUGGGCAUGAUCGAAGCCACCGCUCAGGUCACUGUCAAAGCCUUGCCAAAGCCCCCCACCUCCCUCAUUGUAACCGAGACAACAGCCACCAGUGUGACUCUCACCUGGGACUCUGGAAACCCAGAACCCGUCUCCUACUACAUGAUCCAGUACAGAGCCAAGUCCUCAGACAAUGGCUUCCAGGAAGUGGAAGGUGUGGCCACGACCCGAUACAGCAUCGGUGGACUCAGCCCCUACUCCGAGUACGAGUUCCGUGUCAUGGCUGUCAACAACAUUGGCCGCGGGCCGCAGAGCGACCCUGUGGAGACGCGCACCGGUGAACAGGCCCCCUCCUCGUCGCCUGUGCACGUCCAAGCGCGCAUGCUGAGUGCCAGCACAAUGCUGGUGCAGUGGGAAUCGCCCGAGGAACCCAACGGGCAAAUCAGGGGCUACCGGGUCUACUACAGCUCGGACCUGACGGCUCCGCUCAGCGCGUGGCAGAAGCACAACACCGACGACAGCAGUCUGACGACCAUCUCGAGCCUGACUCCCGAUAUCACCUACAGCCUCAGGGUGCUGGGCUUCACCUCGGUCGGGGACGGGCCACCUUCUGACGUCCUGCAGGUCAAAACCCAGCAGGGAGUUCCUGCCCAGCCGUCCAGCUUUGAGGCCGAAGCCGAGCUGGACAGCCGCAUAAUGCUAACAUGGCUGUGGCCCGUGCAGGACCCCAUCACGCUGUAUGAGCUGCAGUACUGGGAGACGGGCUCAGAGAACAAGAUACAUGUGACCUUCAACCUAGCUGGUUCCUAUGCUGUUGAUGGUCUCAAGCCUGACACCUUGUACCACUUCUCACUGGCAGCCCGCUCUGAGAUGGGCUUCGGCGUCUACACUCAGCCCAUCGAGGCUCGCACCGCCCAGUCCACCCCAUCCGCCCCCCCUCAGGAUGUACAUCUGGUCAGCCUGAGCUCCACCAGCCUCAAGGUGAGUUGGGUGGCCCCGCCCGCCGCUAGCCGCCACGGCGCCAUCGUGCGCUACACAGUCAGCUACCAGGCCCUGGCUGGGGAGGACACGGAGCGCCAUGAGGUGGUGGGCAUCGGUGUCGACGUCACCAGCUAUUUGCUGGAAGGCCUGGAGAAGUGGACUGAGUAUCAGGUGUGGGUGAGGGCACACACCGAUGUGGGCCCGGGCCCUGAGAGUGCCCCGGUGAGGAUGAGGACCAAAGAGGAUGUGCCUGGAGCACCACCCAGGAGGCUCGAGGUUGAGGCUAUAAACUCCACGGCAAUCCGGGUGACCUGGAAGCCGCCCCUGCAGGCGAAGCAUCACGGGCAAAUCCGGGGCUACCAAGUCAUUUUCUCUCGGCUUGAACACGGUGAACCGCGAGGCCAGCCGAACAUCAUGGACAUUGCUUUGCCAGAGGCACAGUGGAAUAUUGAGGAGUCCACCGAGCAUGAGGCCAUUAUUGUUGGACUGCACUCUGAAACCACCUACUCUGUCACUGUAGCAGCCUACACCACCAAGGGAGACGGAGCUCGGAGCAAAGCUAAAGUCAUCACCACGACUGGUGCAGUGCCAGGCAAGCCCACUAUGAUUAUCAGCACCACCAUGGGCAACACAGCGCUGAUCCAAUGGCAACCCCCGCAGGAAAUGGUGGGUGAGCUGGUGGGCUACCUGUUGCAGUACAAGCGCACCGAUGAGGAAAACUACAACGCACGCGAGCUAAAAAAGACCGACGACCAUUACACCGUCACCGGGCUGCACAAAGGCGCCACCUACGUCUUCCGUCUCAGCGCCCGUAACCGCGCAGGCAGCGGCGAGGCCUACGCGAAGGAGAUCAGCACCCCUGAAGACAUGCCCUCGGGCUUCCCGUUCAACCUUCAAGUCACAGGACUGACCCAGUCCAGCACCCAGCUGACCUGGGAGCCCCCGCUGAUAGCUGAAAGGAACGGGAAGAUCGUCCACUACGUGGUCGUGUACAAGGACAUCAACAGUCAUCAGAACAGCACAAACCGCACGGGCGACACGCGCAUGACUAUCCAGGGCCUCAACCCUGACACCACCUACGACAUCCGGGUACAGGCCUUCAACAGUAAGGGCGGGGGACCCCUCAGCCCCAGCAUUCAGAGCAGGACCAUGUCCAACGAUUUUCCCACCCUGAAUUUUGGUGUCAAAGCAGUCAUGAAGACGUCGGUCCUCCUCACCUGGGAUUUGCCACUGAACUACAAAUCCCAAGUACCUUUCAAGAUCCUGUACAACCAGCAGAGCGUGGAAGUGCAGGGAAACCUGAAGAGGAAGCUGAUCGCGCAGCUGCAGCCAGACACAGACUACUCCUUUGUGCUGACAAGCAGGGGCAACAUUGCUGGAGGUCUGCAGCAGCAGGUGUCCAUCCGCACUGCCCCUGACCUGAUCAAGACUAAGCCCAGCACAUAUCAGGCUCAGGGUGGCAAGAUGACCAUCAACCUGCCCACGGUCCAGACCACCACACGCGUCAGGUGGUACUACAUCGUGGUGAUGCCGGUGUCCCAGUCAACCCGGCGGUGGAAGAAUCCAGACGAGAUGGACCUGGACGAGCUGCUCAGGUCGAGUGAAGGCCCUGCCCUGAGGCGCCGCCGUCACCUGGAUUCCUCCCAGCCUUACAUCGCUGCCAAGUUGGCCUCACUGCCCGCCACCUUCACCGUGGGUGAUGAGAAGAGGUACAACGGCUUCCACAACAAGCCGCUCACCAGUUCGCAGGAGUACCUCUGCUUCGUCCUGGCCGUGCUCCGAUACGAAGGAACAGACAGCACUGCAAAUUAUAUGACAUUCUCCGCCAGUCCCUACUCGGACCCAAUCCAGGUCACAACAACGAUGUCUCAGGGGAUGGAGCAACCCGAAAUGUUGUGGGUUAUGGGCCCAGUGCUGGCUGUGGUCCUCAUCAUCAUCAUCGUCAUCGCCAUCCUGCUCUUUAAGAACAGCAAACAGGAAAGGAAGCGGGCGUCUCCCCUACCCAAAGAUGACCACUCAGGUGGGGUGAAAGACUCCCUGCUGGCCAACUCCUCUGACCCCGUGGAGAUGAGAAGACUCAACUACCAGACCCCAGGUCCCAGCUCUCAUCACUGCCCCAACACUCCAAGAAUGAAGGAGCACCCGCCCAUUCCAGUCACGGAAAUGGCUGACCACAUGGAGCGACUGAAGGCCAACGACGGCCUCCGCUUCUCCCAGGAGUACGAGUCCAUUGAUCCAGGCCAGCAGUUUACCUGGGAGAACUCCAACAUGGAGGUCAACAAGCCAAAGAAUCGCUAUGCAAACGUCAUUGCCUAUGACCACUCCAGAGUGGUGCUCACCUCUGUUGACGCCGUUCCAGGCAGUGACUACAUCAAUUCCAACUACAUCGACGGCUACAGGAAGCAGAAUGCCUACAUUGCCACACAGGGGCCACUGCCGGAGACUCUGAGCGACUUCUGGAGGAUGGUGUGGGAGCAAAGAUCCAACACCAUCGUCAUGAUGACCAGACUGGAGGAAAAGUCACGGGUGAAGUGUGACCAGUACUGGCCGUCGCGAGGCACAGAGACCUAUGGAAUGAUCCAGGUCACCAUGCUGGACACGGUGGAGUUGGCCACUUACAGCGUCCGGACUUUCGCCCUCUACAAGAACGGCUCCAGUGAGAAGAGGGAGGUGAGACAGUUCCAGUUCAUGGCGUGGCCAGACCACGGGGUGCCAGAGUACCCCACCCCCAUUCUGGCCUUCCUUCGGAGGGUAAAAGCCUGCAAUCCGUCAGAUGCAGGGCCCAUGGUGGUCCACUGCAGUGCGGGCGUGGGCAGGACCGGCUGCUUCAUCGUGAUCGAUGCCAUGCUGGAGCGCAUGAAGCACGAGAAGUCCGUGGACAUCUACGGCCACGUGACGUGCAUGCGUGCCCAGAGGAACUACAUGGUCCAGACCGAGGACCAGUACAUCUUUAUCCACGAAGCGCUGCUGGAGGCCGCCACCUGCGGCAACACCGAGGUUCCGGCACGCAACCUGUACGCCCACAUCCAGAAGCUCACCCAGCCCCCGCCCGGCGAGACGGUGACUGCCAUGGAGUUGGAGUUCAAGAGACUGGCCAACUCCAAAGCGCACACGUCACGCUUCAUCAGCGCCAAUUUACCGUGCAACAAGUUCAAGAACCGCCUGGUCAACAUCAUGCCUUUUGAGUCCACCCGCGUCUGCCUGCAGCCCAUCCGUGGGGUCGAGGGCUCCGACUACAUCAACGCCAGCUGCAUCGACGGCUACAGGCAGCAGAAGGCCUACCUGGCAACACAGGGCCCCCUGGCGGAGACCACCGAGGACUUCUGGAGGAUGCUGUGGGAGCACAACUCCACCAUCAUCGUCAUGCUCACCAAGCUACGAGAGAUGGGACGGGAGAAGUGCCAUCAGUACUGGCCAGCGGAGCGCUCAGCCAGGUACCAGUACUUUGUGGUGGAUCCAAUGGCCGAGUACAACAUGCCCCAGUACAUCCUCAGAGAGUUCAAAGUCACAGAUGCCAGGGACGGCCAGUCCAGAACAAUCCGCCAAUUCCAGUUCACUGACUGGCCUGAGCAAGGAGUUCCAAAAACUGGAGAAGGCUUCAUUGAUUUCAUUGGACAGGUUCACAAAACCAAGGAACAGUUUGGACAGGACGGACCAAUCACUGUCCACUGCAGUGCCGGGGUUGGCAGGACCGGAGUCUUCAUCACCCUCAGCAUCGUGCUGGAGAGGAUGCGGUACGAAGGCGUGGUCGACCUCUUCCAGACGGUGAAGACGCUUCGCACCCAGCGGCCCGCCAUGGUGCAGACCGAGGACCAGUACCAGUUGUGCUACAGGGCAGCGUUGGAGUACCUGGGGAGCUUUGACCACUAUGCAACAUAACCACUCCCAUCGAGCAGCCUCCCUGGUCAGACCUCUCAGGAGUGUGCCAAGUGACCCAUCUCAGCCACCAUCCACUCACUUGAACCCCCCCCCCCCCUCUCACCGUUACCGGAGGGGAGGAGAAAGGGACGCACGCGCUCGCGGACCCGGCGACGGGGUUCAACCAAUCACAGAGAUCCACGCCGACUUAACCAACCACAUGAGAUUUUGCUUUCAAAAAAUAAUAACGGAAACAUUACAAUGACAAUGGCAAACAUGACAACUCUUGUACAGACGCGACAGCGCAGACGGGCCGCUCUGCUCUGCCGAAGCCAAACCUCCCUGAUUGUCAAAGGCUACUGGUAGCACUAAGAGAGCUCUCCUCUCUGUUUUUAUGUUAAAUUUAUUGUCAAUAUUAUGAUUCAUUUUUAUCAAAAGUUAUCGUUUAGUAUAUUUGUUGUUUUAAUAAUCAUUUUAACAUCAGACAUUUCUUCUGUCUUAAACUGCCUCUGGCGCGCAUUAUUUUCAUAGUCGGUACUUUUUUCUUUCGUUUCUUAUUUUAGGGUACUUUAGCACAAGGGACAUGUAUUUUUAACACGUUCCUAGAUACUAAUACCGGAGGACCACUGUUCUCUGAGCUGCUGUCAGAUUUCUUUUGUCACCUGACAUUAUUGUUUUCUUCAUUGUAUGCGUCAUGAAUAUUGUGUUUGGUCUUACUCAGUUCAAUAACUCAAACAAUUGCCUUUUCACUUGCCGUUUUGGAUAAAUAAAUAAAAAAAUCAACUUUGAGAAAAUGGAUUUCAGAGCAAACACUUGUUAAAGUUUGGCCUGUAAACGUGGUAGCUACUUAUAAAACAAGACGUGGAUGAGCCAACAAGAGACUGAAGAGGUGUACAGAAAUGAGAAGCACAUGGUUUCUACGUGUUGUUUAGUUUUCCAUCAGAAGCCGGCGGCAUCGAGGCCUUCACACUCCACAGCGGAGAGAACUGACCGGAGGAAAACAAACUGUUGUACCCGACGGGUAACUGACAGAAAACCACCUCCCCGAUUCGCUCUUCAAGUCCCUCCCAUCUCCUCGCUGCCCGUUAGUCCGGUCAGUUGGAGCUGAGCCACACAGAGCGAAAGCAGUGGAAGUGGUUCACGUGGGAGUGGAGCCGACCACGCCGGCACCUGUACAGAAUCAACCAUUCCUACCAGAGGGAGAGACACUCGGCCCUUUGGACUGAAGCCUGAUAUUAUUUUAUACAGAAAUAGAACUAUAAAUAUAAAUAUAUAUAUAUAAUAAUGAUUGAUUAUAUAUAUAUAUAUGUUCAAUUACACAUAGAUAUAUACACAUUUUCAAAGGUAUAUUGUUCCGCUGAUCUACCGACCCUGGAGACACGGCAGAGCGCUGCUGUCCUCGAGUGUGUAUUAAAGGAAACACCGUUGUAUCUACUGUACUACCAUCGUCAUCUUCGACAGCUGGGUGUCUGAGUGAGGAGAAACAGCCCCACCCCCCCCUCCACCCAUUACAAUGGACUCCUCCUCUUCACCCAAUCGCACCGCUCAAGCACACAUCUUCUCCCACACGAGGGAGCGUCUGAUCGCGAGAGGCCUGGAGGUGGUGGAGGUGGUGGUGGUGGAGGUGGUGGUGGUGGAGGCGGCGGCGGUGGGAGGGGGACUUGAAACUGCUGCCGAUAAAAACUCAAAUGUUCAUUUUUACCUUGUGAAUGCUUAGUGCUGUAGGGGUUCGAUCUGUUGUACACACAGUCUGUUUUCUAUUUGUUGACAAAGAACUGGAAUUUAAAAAGAAACUGUUGAUGAAAAUGAAAAAACAUUGAUGUUAAUAAAGUUAAAUAAUUGGG